CAACAACAAGAACAACAGAGCUGGUUGCUUUUUCUUUACACCACUGGAAACACUUGAAUUGGGGCGACCGCACACGGGGCAGGUGGAAAUCAGGCACUCAACAAUACCAAAGCACAUCAGAACCCAAACAAUAUGGGAAACACAGAUUCAAAGUUGAACUUUCGCAAGGCAAUUGUGCAGCUGACGCAAAAGAAUCAGAAAAUCGACCCCAGUGAUGAGCAAUUCUGGGAGCAGUUCUGGCAAGGCCAUCAAACAACUCUUGAGGAUGUGUUCGCUUUGGUUACAUCGAAUGAAAUUCGACAAAUAAGGAACGAUAACCCAGCCAACUUGGCCACUCUGUGCUAUAAGGCUGUCGAGAAACUGGCCCAGGCGGUGGACAGCAGCUGCCGCACUCAGGCAGAGCAACAGUGCGUUUUGAACUGUGUGCGCCUUCUGAUCAGAUGUUUGCCAUACAUCUUUGAGGAUGAUAAAUGGCGCGAUUUCUUCUGGAGCAGUUUGCCGUCCCAGGAAAAGACAAUGCCUUUGGCCCAGUCAUUACUGAAUGCCAUUUGCGAUUUACUCUUCUGUCCAGAUUUCACUGUUACAUCGGCUCGUCGCGCGGGUCCGGAGAAGGCCGAGGAACUCGCCAAUAUUGAUAGCUGCGAAUAUAUUUGGGAGGCAGGAGUGGGAUUCGCCCAGUCCCCACCUCACAAUGCCCACAUGGAGCGCCGGCGCACGGAGCUAUUGAAGCUGCUUCUCACUUGUUUCUCAGAGCCGAUGUAUCGCUCGCCUCAACAAUCCGAGGAGCCCAACAAAUGGAUAGCCUACUUCACCUCGGCCGACAAUCGUCAUGCCCUGCCUCUCUUUACGUCAUUCUUAAACACAGUAUGUUCGUAUGAUCCAGUUGGAUAUGGCGUACCCUACAACCACCUGAUCUUUGCGGACACCACGGAGCCCUUGGUCGAGGCUUGUCUGCAACUCCUUAUUGUCACGUUGGACCAUGACAUGGUGGUGCAGCAACAGCUCACCCAGCCUGGACAGCACUCCUAUGACGAAGGAAACUGCGGGGACAAUUUGUUCAUCAAUUAUCUGUCGCGUGUCCAUCGGGAUGAGGAUUUCCAUUUUAUCCUCAAGGGCAUAACUCGUCUGUUAAAUAAUCCCCUGGUUCAAAACUAUUUACCCAAUUCCACAAAGCGUUUGCAUUGUCAUCAGGAGCUGCUCAUUUUGUUCUGGAAGAUAUGCGACUACAACAAAAAGUUUUUGUAUUUCGUUCUGAAGAGUUCAGAUGUUUUAGACAUACUCAUUCCCAUAUUGUAUCACUUGAACUACUCUCGGGCGGACCAAUCCCGCGUAGGCCUGAUGCACAUAGGAGUAUUCAUACUACUGCUGUUGUCAGGGGAGCGAAACUUUGGUGUUCGCCUAAAUAAGGCUUACUCCGCCACUGUACCGAUGGACAUUCCGGUCUUCACCGGAACUCAUGCGGAUUUGCUCAUCACAGUGUUUCACAAAAUCAUUGCAACUGGCCAUCAGCGCCUGCAGCCGCUGUUCGAUUGUCUGCUGACUAUUUUGGUGAAUGUUUCACCGUACUUGAAGACCCUUUCGAUGGUGGCCAGUGUGAAGCUCCUGCAUCUUCUCGAGGCCUUCAGCACGCCUUGGUUUCUGUUAUCAGCGCCAAGCAAUCAUCAUUUGGUGUUCUUCUUGCUGGAGAUCUUUAACAACAUUAUACAGUAUCAGUUUGACGGGAAUUCGAAUCUAGUGUAUACCAUAAUACGGAAGCGUCAUGUGUUCCAUGCCAUGGCGAAUCUCCCCACAGAUAUGGCCGGGAUAGCCAAGUGUAUGAGUGGGCGCAAGGCAGGUGGAAAGUUCAAUUUGCCACGUGUACCGCAGCGGAGGAUAGCAGCUGCUUCGCAAGAGCUGCCCUCAGCCCACGUGCCGGAAGAGUAUAAUGAUGAUGAAGAUGAAGAUGAGGAGGAGGACACGAUAAAUGCGGAGCCGAAGGCUGAGGAAGAUCUUGAAUCGGAAACGGAAUCCCAUGAGCGGUCACAAAUAGAAGAGCCACAGCCAGAGAUACUAACUGCUCAACCAGCCGAGCCGGGCACUUUAAAAACAUCCUUGCUAGACACACCAGCCAUCAGUCAGAUGACUGAGCGUGAGCAGGCCCAUCCAAAUGAUAAAACGCAGACGGAAGAAUCUACUGAAAUCGUCCCGUAUGACAAGUCCCCCGUCACAACACCAACGGGUGGUCGAAAAUCUACCUCACCCACCAACCACCAGUCACGGCUAUCGGUGGCCCAUCGCAGCAGCAUUCGCAUGGUUCCCGGCGAAGGGGAUCGAUGGGCACCCACACCCGAGUGGAUUGUCUCCUGGCGCUCAAAGUUGCCGCUGCAGACGAUAAUGCGCUUGCUUCAGGUUCUGGUACCGCAGGUGGAGAAGAUAUGCAUAGACAAGGGCCUUACUGACGAAUCAGAGAUCCUUAAAUUUCUGCAACAUGGAACGCUGGUUGGCCUGUUGCCUGUUCCACAUCCCAUACUAAUACGAAAGUAUCAGGCAAACGCUGGCACCACAGCCUGGUUCCGCACUUACAUCUGGGGUGUCAUUUACCUGCGCAAUGUGGAGCCUGCCAUUUGGUAUGAUACGGAGGUCAAGCUCUUUGAGAUUCAGCGCGUCUAGGUCAGUAUCUGGAAUCACCAAUGCAAUCAAAGCGGCAACAAUGUAACUAAAACGCUUUUGGCAUUUACUGUAGUUAAAUUAUUUAGUGCAUAUAUCAUUCCGAAAGUUUAAGUGAAAAUGUCAAUGUUUAAUGAAUACCUUUUACCAUAUUGUAUGACUUCUUAUCCGUUUCAAAUUCAUCAAGAAUAUCUCCAGUAUGAGGCUUAUCAGUUGCAACAAUAUAGCGUGAGUUCUUUUUUGAGGAUAGCAUUUUGUUAAUGGCUUUUUACAUUGUUAUUUAAUUCCCUUUUUUCGUUCUCUCUCUAUCUUUUUAUCCAAAAACAUGUAUUAAUUUAUUUCAGCCGUUUAAGCAUAAAGUUUUGUGUGUUUUAGUCAUAAACUAAAUUAUGAAAUUAAUCUUUUAUUUAUUUUGUGUAAUAUGAAAAUGUUCCUUGUGCCGUAUUUUUAGUUGAUUGCUUUAAUUGCUUAAAUUAUAAUGUAUCUUGUGCGCCGCCUAUAAUUUGUAUCCAAAC
Molecule: messenger RNA, 3161 nt
Organism: Drosophila persimilis
Lineage: Eukaryota; Metazoa; Arthropoda; Insecta; Diptera; Drosophilidae
Product: protein HID1
Exons: 3
Coding region: 133-2649 (838 amino acids)
Cellular component (GO): Golgi medial cisterna; Golgi trans cisterna; membrane
Source: RefSeq, a predicted model, not a curated record